AUGGACUCCUCAGAGGUUGAAGCUUCGUCCAGCUCUGUAUCGGCUUUCGUGUCAACGCUAAUAUUUAAUGGACUUAUAGCGCUGUUGUUUGUAUUCCUAUUUUUGACAUUACGUCCAAGAGAGCAGCGAGUAUACCAGCCUCGUUCUUUGAAAGAUAUCUCAACUAUACAUGAUAGUGAGCGAACAGAAAGUGUACCGGGCGGUUAUUUCAAAUGGAUCCCAUUUUUAAUGAAUAAGCCACACUCUUUCCUCAUCCAACAUAUGAGUGUUGAUGGCUACUUUUUCACGCGUUACUUGCUGAUAUUUGGACUCCUUUCGCUUUUAGGAUGUUUAAUUCUAUUCCCGAUAUUAUUGCCAGUUAAUGCUGUUCGCGGUUUCCGGCUUGGGGGAUUUGAGCGAUUGGCAUUUUCUAACGUUAGCAACAGGAAUCGCUUUUUCGCGCAUGCGUUCCUUUCAUGGGUUUAUUUUGGAUUGGUGAUUUACACGAUUUACAGGGAAUUGUACUACUACAUAUCUAUGCGCCAUGCAUUACAGACAACACCCUACUACAGUAGCCAAGUGGGAUCGCGGACGGUGAUAUUCACAGACUUGAAGCUAUGUGGGAAAUCCAAUGUUAGUCUGGAGGAUGAAUCGACCAUACGUGAGGUUUUCCCUGGUGUUGAGCAUGUUGUUUUCGCCCGUGACGAGCAUCAAUUGCAGAAGUUAGUUAAAGAAAGACGCAAGGUAGCAAACAAAUAUGAGAAUACGCUUAAUAAAGUGAUUAACAAGAGUGUCAAGGUGCGGAGGAAAGCUGAGUUUAAUGAAAAACUUGGAGACCUUCCAAGGCCAGAGCUAGAUGAUAAUGAUUUUGAGAAGUAUAUGAAGAAUAGACCUACGCAUCGACUAGGUAAGAUUCCUUGUAUUGGUGAGAAGGUCGACAGUCUAGACUAUUUACCGAAGACUUUAGGCCAAUUAAACCAAAAAAUUAAAAAGGGACAGAUGGAGUGGACAGAAGCACCACUUGCAGGUGCAUGCUUUAUAACUUUUAAAGACCAAAGAUCAGCUCAAAAGGCCUUCCAGACCGCCCCUGCCGUGUUGGGUAGAGCUGCAUAUGACAAGCGCAUUAUUGGAUAUGCACCAGAAGAUAUUAAUUGGGACAAUAUAUCAUUGGGCAGAGCUGCUAGGAAAUCAAAAAGGACUGUAACAAAUGCGAUUUUGGCAGCUAUGAUUAUAUUUUGGGCAAUUCCGGUCGCAGUUGUUGGUACUAUUUCAAAUAUCCACUUCUUAACUGAAAAGGUACACUUUUUGAGAUUUAUUAACAAUAUGCCACGUCCACUAAUGGGUAUUAUCACAGGUUUGCUUCCAUCUAUCGCCUUGGCUAUUUUGAUUUCCUUAGUGCCCGUUAUUAUCAAGAAGUUGGGAGUUUUCGGAGGUUCAAUAACGAGACAGGAAAAUGAACUAUAUUGCCAAGCAUGCUUUUUUGCAUUUCAAGUGGUUCAAGUGUUUUUGGUGACUACACUAGCUUCCUCUGCUGCAGCUACCGUUGCACCUAUAAUUAAUAAUCCAGACCAAUCCAUGACACUUCUAUCCAGCAAUUUACCAAAGGCCUCGAACUUCUACAUCACAUACUUCCUAUUGUCGUUGUCGGUUGCUACCGGGCUUUUGUUUCAAUUAGUCACUUUACUAUUGAGCAAGGUUUUGGGAAGGUUAUUAGAUUCCACUCCAAGAAAGAAGUGGAAUCGUUAUAACCAAUUAAGCAAGCCAUCAUGGGGAAUCAUAUACCCCAUCAACGAAUUGUUGGUGUGCAUAUUUUUAGUAUAUUCCAUUGUUUCACCUCUUCUAAUGAUUUUCAGUUUCGUCGCAUUCAUAGUGUUCUAUUUGUCCUAUUUGUACAACUUGAACUACGUUUAUGGAUUCUCUUACGAUUUGAAGGGUAGAAACUAUGUCCGCGCCUUGUUUCAAGUCUUCGUUGGGUUGUAUUUGGCCGAGGUUUGUUUGCUUGGGUUAUUCAUUAUGGCAAAGGCAUGGGGUCCUUUAGUAUUGAAUAUCAUCUCUCUUUUAGUGACAGUGAUUUGCCACCUGUACUUCCAGAGAAGGUUUUUACCGUUGGUUGACGCAGUGCCAUUGAGUGUGCUUCGUCAUGCUGAAAAUGUUGGAAAUUACAUCUACCCAGCAAAAGAUCAAGGUCGGAACGAAGUUCUUGAUCUUGGUGACCCAAACUCGGCCCACUACACCAUUACCGAAACAUCAAAUGGCGAUAAGAUUGUUGCUCCAGCUAGCCCAACCGACAACACUAAUCGUUUGUAUGACGCUGGCGACGACUAUGGUAAUUAUGCAACCGAGAAAAACGAGCUUUCCCAAAGCCCCACUGCAGAUACCAAUGGUAUUACUGGCUACGUUAAAACUUAUUUCACACCUAGUAGCUGCUACACAUACCCAAGGGUCAAAAACAGACUUCCAAGUACUUUAGACACUCCCGUAACAUACGAACCUGGUUAUGAAGAAACCGCAUACACAGACCCAUGUGUUCUAGAUAAGGAACCUAUUAUUUGGGCGGCAAACGAUCCUAUGGGUGUCGCAUCGGAACAGGUGAGAAUUGCACGAGAAUUUGGUGUAAAAGGGGCUGUUGAUAAUACUGGCUAUGACGGCAACGGUAAGUCAAUCUACACAGGUGAUCCACCAGAUUACGAUAUAAACACCAAAACUUAG
This is a messenger RNA of Eremothecium sinecaudum, 2688 nucleotides long. RefSeq names its product Phm7p (gene PHM7). Gene Ontology annotation, cellular component: plasma membrane. Gene Ontology annotation, molecular function: calcium-activated cation channel activity. NCBI's taxonomy places the organism in Eukaryota, Fungi, Ascomycota, Saccharomycetes, Saccharomycetales, Saccharomycetaceae. The record is from RefSeq and is a predicted model, not a curated record. The coding region runs from base 1 to 2688 and encodes 895 amino acids. The transcript has a single exon.